AUGAAAUAUACGGAUAAAGUGAUGAUUCCAAAAGAAGAUCAUCCAGAUGGACAUUUUUUUGGUUUAAUUAUUGGACGAGGUAGUAAGACAUUUAAAAUGUUAGAAAAAGAGAAACUAAAUUUAAUAAAUGAAGCAGAAAAGAUUGUUACAAAUACAAUAAUAUUUACAAUUUUUAGUGGACCUGAUCAUUUAACAAUCGAUUGUAAAUUUCGUAAAAAACGAAAUAAUACUCAUAUUGAAUUAAAUCCUGAUGGAUCACUUACAAUUAAUGGAAAUAGACAAAAACAACAAAAACUUUAUUGUCAAAAUUUUUAUUUUUAUAUUUUUUGGUAUCAAUCAUUAAUCAAUGAAUUAAUGGAUGAUCAACGAAAUUUAAUGACUGGAUAUAAAACAACUGGACCUACGUUAGCUAUUAUAGAUGAAACAUCUUCAUCAAUAACAGAUAGUAAUACAACUAUUACAACACUUCGGAUUAAAUCGUUCAAUCAAUACGAACAGGAAUUAUGUGGAAUAUUUAAAUAUGUUCGUCAAGUUGAAUUAUAUGAUCAACGUCCUUUUCAACAUGAAUUUUUCCUUCGAAUUGCUAAAUUAUUUCCAUUGAUGGAAGAAUUAAUUAUGCAUAACGAACAACGACAAAUUAAUAAACAAUUUAGAAAAUCAAGACUUACUAAUCAUUAA
Molecule: messenger RNA, 678 nt
Organism: Rotaria sordida
Lineage: Eukaryota; Metazoa; Rotifera; Eurotatoria; Philodinida; Philodinidae
Source: the annotation of a GenBank genome assembly